Tupaia belangeri chinensis (Chinese tree shrew) is the source of this 1046-nucleotide messenger RNA. It is a transcript of the gene ACBD7, whose product is annotated as acyl-CoA binding domain containing 7. The record is from RefSeq and is a predicted model, not a curated record. NCBI's taxonomy places the organism in Eukaryota, Metazoa, Chordata, Mammalia, Scandentia, Tupaiidae. Gene Ontology annotation, biological process: fatty acid metabolic process. Bases 79 to 345 code for a protein of 88 amino acids. The transcript is spliced from 4 exons. Gene Ontology annotation, molecular function: fatty-acyl-CoA binding.
CUGCCUUUUAAGAAACUGCCGGGCGCCGCGCCUGUUCCGCGGCGCUCGGAGAGUAGCACCUGUUUGGCUGUGGGCACCAUGACCCUGCAGGCUGAUUUUGACAGGGCUACAGAAGAUGUGAGGAAGCUGAAAACCAGACCAGAUGACGAAGAACUAAAAGAACUCUAUGGGCUUUACAAGCAAUCUGUGGUUGGAGACAUAGAUAUUGAAUGUCCAGCAAUGGUAGAUAUAAAAGGCAAGGUUAAAUGGGAAGCGUGGAACCUCCGAAAAGGGUUGUCGAAAGAAGAUGCCAUGAGUGCCUAUAUUUCUAAAGCAAGAGAGUUGAUAGAAAAAUAUGGAAUUUAAAAUUCAACACAGAAGAAUUUUUUCUUUCGAAGUCUUCAUAAUGGUAUCAUGACCUAACAUUUAGGAGGGACAUGCACUUUAUUUUUAUGUACCAUGUAUACUUUUGCUAUUAGCAUGAAUUGCAGUGGUUAGUAGUAUGUUGAAACUAUAUAGUUCUAUAUGUGUUUAAAUCAGGUGACUUUAAAAGUUCUUUUAAAAAAAACUAGUGCUCUGAUAGUAUGUAAACCAAAACCUUAACAAUUAUAUAUUCUUUUGACUUACCCAUUCUCCAGUGGGUUAGUUUUGCUGGUCUAAUAAAAACAAUUACAAACAGAAAGAUAAAUAACCACAUGUUCUCACGCACGCAAAAGCUUCAAAAGUGGACCACAAAGAAAUAGAGGGAAACUGGUUCCUAGGACUGGGAAGGGAAGGGAGGGGAGGGCUAAGGAGAUGUUGGUUAACAAAUUCAAAAUUUCAAUUAGAUAGGAAGAAUAAAUUCUGUUGUUCUGUAGCACAGAAGGGUGACUAUAGCGAACAGUGAUUUAUUUUAUAUUUUAAAAUAGCUACAAGAGAAGAUUUUGAAUUCCCAACAAAUUCUAAACGUUGUGAUGGAUAUGCUAAUUAACCUGAUUCAGCCAUUAUACAUUGUAUAGCAUAGAUCAGAAAAUCACACUGUACUAUGAAAUAUGUAAAUAAUUAUGUGUCAAUCAAAAAACAAAAAC